AGGCGCUACAUAGUAUGAUGGUUUUUUAAUGUGUUUAUUUGGGUCAAUUGUCAUUGUUUUUGAGUGCAGAAGCUCAUUACACUGUAUCGUUUAACGUCCAUCAUGGUCUUCAAUGUGAUGAUACAGACUUUCGUUUUGGAGAAGUUCAAAGCAGUUACAACUUUCCCACCGGUUUAAUCUUUUUGCUUAACAAUUUAUUGCUGCUCUAAAGUUUUGUUACAAUAAAUCGAGGAAAUUCCUAACUUAUGAGUACUUAAGUGUACACAGAAGACUUAUGUACUGUUCUAAACGAUUUGAGUCACUUAAUCGAUAGUUGUUGGAAGAAGUGCCGGUAAAGUAUGCUUUGUUGGCUGCCGAAGGAUAACGGGGGAAGCUCUUUGGUUAUUGAAUUAAGUAUUGUCUAGUGAUAUUUUUUUGGAGAAUACUAUUGGGUUGUAUUUCUGUUAAUCACUGUUGGUACUCUGAAUUUGCUGUAGUUAAAAGUCAAAUUUUAUGACAUAUACAUGAUAAAUAUUAUCGCUCUUAAUAUGUUGAUGACCCUCUGGUUUGGGGAAAUCUACAAGCGACUAACCUCACGAAUAUUGCGUAAACUUAGGGGCCAAAAGAUCUCGUCCCUUUUUUAACACUAGUAUUAAAUACUAAUGUAUAAUAGGGAUACAUCGAUUUCGUAAUUUGAGUGGUCUUAGUACCACAAUCCAAUAUCGAAAAGGAUGUUGGCAUCACCACAUAUGAUGCUGUAUGUGUCUCUUCUCAUUGUCGUUCGCCGAUCGACGAGGUAUACUCUAUUUUGAUUUCUCUCUCGGUAUAUAAGUUUAAAUAAUGAUUGCAUUACUACUCCCUUCUGAACUUCAGGUAAGCGUCCCUAUCAAAAUAAUUUGAAAUUAUGGAGUGCCUCUGUAACACCAAAUCCUUUUGUCUUCUGGAUCUCAAUGUACUAUGAUUUAAGCUAAACACAUUCUAAUUCAGUUUAUCGCGUGUUCGGAGUUGAAGAAUAUUUGGAGUAUGUCUCGUAUUUUACUUGAAGCUUCCAAGUCAUUAAGCUCCUGCUAAUUCCUAGAUGCUUCAGCGUUUUGAACUUUUUUUUCUGGUACUUAUGCGAAUGGGUUGAAUUUUUUGAGGCUGCUGGUGUUCCAGCCAAACUAAGGGAAACAUAUGCUGGAAUUUUUGUUGAACAUCGAAUUAACAAUUCAGUCCUUGCUGAUUUAGAUAAGGAUCACUUAAAAGAUAUGGGGAUCACAGUUAUUGGAGAUAUUAUUUCCAUACUGAAGCAAUGCAAAAAAAUAAGACACGAGUUAUCAGUUGCACCAACUCCUGUUGUCACUUCAACUACGUCGAAAGACUGCUCAUCUGAAAAUAAAAAAGCUGCGUCCAAAAAUGUCGGCCUUUUAGUCCCAGUGCGUCGUCGAAUGAAUCCUGAGGUUGAAGGAAAAUAUAUUGUUAAAAUGCCCAAGGGCACGACUUUGAAGACCCAGAAGAUUCUUGCAUCCAUGAAGCAAAAAAACAGUGCAAAGUCUAGUCAACCUGAAGUUGCCAAAGCCUCCAAAACUAAUGAACCUCCCGUAUCGUCUACCUUCGAAGACAGCGAUGUUGAUGAUUGUGAUAAUUAUCGUGUUAUCAUCUCUAAAUCAAAUACACAUGGUUCCACAUCUAGUGAUUCAGUAUUCAGUCGUUUAGGUAAUACUGUAAAUAGAGAGGAUUCACCUACAAGUGUGCUUAUAAAAAAAACGACAGAUUCAUCUGCUGCAAUGCAACGCUUUAUUCGUUGGAAUUUAAAUGACAACAGUCUUGGAUCACCUUUUCGUCCUUCACCAUCUGUUGCAGAAACUAUUAUGAGCUCGUCAGAGGAUUCUUUGAAUUUUAAAGUUGUUAAACAAGUUAGCGGUCUUACAAAAAGCCUUGAUCAGUCUGUUAAAUUAAGAACACCCCUUAAACGACAUGCUUCUGAUACGGUAUUUAGUCGUUUAAGUACCCCAUCAACUACUAUACAACCAAAUGAUCAACUUUCUUACCAAGGAAUUUUGAAGAAGUCACGAACGCAACUUCCUAAAUUUAACGAUGAAUCGAUGUCUCCAUGUUCUCUAAAUAGCUUUCUUUCUCCAUACACCGAAGGUGUACUUAGCCAGAGUCGUAUGCAAAAAGUUUCUGUAAAAAACCGCUUAGGUAAUUGAUUUAUUCAUUUAAGAAAUUUGUUUCGCUUAAUUCUUAUGCCCUACUUUAAUGUGUACAAAAUAUGAGUUUAUUAAAUACAAAUUGACAUUUUCCCCUGUUCUAUCGAUCGUCUAUUACUAUAAUCUGUUUUUUUUUCAUGAUAGGUGGAGCAGUUUUUUAUUUUAUGGCAAUGAAACGUUUAAUAACUUCACCUAAAUUUUUGGUGUAGUUCUAUGAUAUUGCAUUGGUCCACCUACUAGAUCUGUUGAAUUUAUUUGAUUGCUCAGAUCGAAGUCAAUAGAUUUUGUACCCUAUUGAUGAAAAAUAAGAUCCAUAGACGUCUGUGCUACGGUUUUAUCUCUCAAUCUCAGAAUUAACGUGAAUUGCUCGGUCCCAUCCUUGUAAACCUAAAUCCACUUCAUUUAAUUUAAAUCGUACAGAAGUCCGUCAUUUGUAGUCCAAGUUAAACUACUACAUUGUUAAUAUAUUAUGACGAACUGCUUUAAAAUUUAUGCAUAAACCUAUUUACAGUCACUUUUGAUUCCACACUCUAUCUUUCAAUAGCACAAGUUCCCACUGACCUACUUACUGCCAUUACAGUUCAUACUAUGCUUCUUAAAUACCGAUUCCUCAUAAAUCUUUGCAGUACUCCUCAUUUGUCGUUUCGCAGUUCGGUACGAGCUAGUGGACAAACAUUCUCCUUUUAGAGACAAACGUUCUACAAUUAUGGGUACGACGAUUUAUAUCAGACUCUACAAAGUUAACGAAAACAACGAAGGUGGUUGAGUUGAAACAGACUCCAAUGAAGUGUAUGGUUCUUUCUACAUAUAUUGGGAAUUCGGAUCAAUUUGGGUUUUGUAUUUAUGAUGUACUGCUCCCUCCAGGAAAUAUUUUGGACUUUCAUAUUAUUGCCGCUGAUCAUUUUGAUAGACUGUUUUCAUAAUUCACUACAUGAAUAUUAUUGAAUGAUUAAAGAUUAUAUCGCUUGUUAGGUUUUAAACAAGUUGAUUGUUAUCUUUCGACUAUAUAAGCAUUACAUGUAACUAAAUUCCUUUGACCAUAAAGUAUGUUGUAUGUAGUACAUUGGUAUUCUGGGUGAAUAUAAUUUGGACUUAAUUCAAUCUAGGUUUAAAAGAUUUGCUUUAAAGAUUUUAUUGAGAUAUGUUUUUAGAAUUUGAGUCAUAAAGAGCUGAUUACUUUAUUGGUUUUAUCUUGUGAAUCCCUAUCUUUUUAGCGAGUCGUUGGAUGUUAACGGCAAUUAUUAGGGGUUCAUAGUGAUAUUGAUGUUCGAAUGCUUAGUGCACAUCGGUGGUGCAUCAAUUUGGCAGUUGGUUUCUCGCUCAUGGGUUAUUUGUUUCACUGAGGUUUCGAUUACACUUCUAAAUAAUUGUUUCCACAUUCGUUACAAAACAGGUUUUAUCAUCGUAGAAGUAAAUAAGAAAAAAAUUACAUUAUUGCAAAAAAGGGUUUCUUCCAAAACUUAAAGAAAGGAAAAUUAAUUGUUUAUCAAAUUCAUUGUUAAAGUCCUCAUAUCAAUAAACUGCCUUCCUUUAUGAAAUGGUGGUGAAGAUUUGUAGCUUAGGUGGAUGAUUUUAACUUCUACCUGAAGUUUGUGCCGAUGAUGUCGUUCAAAAUAACGAUGAAAGCUCCACGACCAAACCAUUCAUCUCAGAAAACAAAACUCCAUAAAAAUACCCUCCUUUAUAUUUUAUAGGAUUGUCAAUGUGACUACUUAUAAGUAGUCAGGUUUAGUUUCCAUUACUUCGACUUGAAAUGUACAAAGCUGUAUGCCAUUUUCUUAUAGCUUUUGGGAAAUUCCCUUAUGAAAGUCGAUAUGUAAAAUACAUAAUGCUUUGUUUGGCAGUAGAAAUAUUUCUAUGCUCUACAAAUAUGCGCAUUAUUUUGAUAUUUGGGUAUGUUAAUCUAGGAAUGGUUGUUUCCAUUCUCUGUUUUACAUGAAGGUCCAGAUACCAUAAAAUUAACUUAUCAAAUCAUUCAAAUGUCAGUCGUUUUGGUAAAAAGAAUAUCACACAACUGUUUUAUUAUUUUUAGUAUAUGUAUAUAUACAGUUUGAUCAGUACAUAGUCUAUUUUUUUAAAGUUAUACAACAAAAAUUUUUCCCAUCAAUAUUUUACUUAAAUUUUCUUUAUGUUUUAGGCAACAGACAAGGAAAGUCUAAUGUUCCAGUUCAUUCUAGACUUGGUCGAGCAUCUAAUCCAGUAUGAAUAAUCUGAUUUUUAUGACUUUUACUGGACUUAGUGUAUAUAUACAUAAAUAUAUUCUGCAUACCAUAAAAUAUAAUUUUAGGUAUCCA
This is a messenger RNA of Schistosoma spindalis, 4462 nucleotides long. The record is from the annotation of a GenBank genome assembly. Lineage: Eukaryota; Metazoa; Platyhelminthes; Trematoda; Strigeidida; Schistosomatidae.